GCCCCUUCCUUCAAGUUUUCACACAUAGCUCCAAAUCCAAUAUUUUCUACUCAAAAUUAGCAUUGCUUUUUGAUCAUCAAAUUAAGAAAAACAAAUUAAAGAGUGAAAAAUAUGGGAAGCGUAGAAGAGGAGAGACUGGUUCAGAUGGUUCAUGAUUUUAUAGAAUCAUCAUCAUCAUCAUCAUCAUCAUCAUCAUCAUCAGAAGAUCAAUCAACACCUCCUGAUCAUCACUGCAACACCUUUCCUCUUGCUAACCAAACCGAGUAUUACAAUUUGCAGGAGAUGCUUGGGCGCAGGACAAAGGCCGAAGGUGAGGUCCUUGAGAGAGUUUUGAAGCACAUAAUUAUAAUGAGAAACAAAAAGGAUGAAUACAACCAUCAUCAUAUUAUUAGAAACUUUCUUGUCAUGAAGCUUAACACCGAUGGCUUCAAUGCUUCUCUUUGCCAUACUUCUUGGGUUACUUCCUUUGGAUGCCCUGCUGGUGAUUACGAGUUCAUUGAGAUUAAAAAUGGGAAGAAGAAGAAGAAGAAGAGGGUGAUAGUGGACAUAGAGUUCAAGUCACAGUUCCAAGUGGCAAGGCCCACCCCAUUCUACAAGCAGCUGACGGAUUCACUCCCUCAGAUAUUUGUGGGGACGGAGGACAAACUCAUCCCGAUUAUAUCACUCCUUUGCUCCGCAGCCAAACAGUCCCUCACAGAAAGAGGCCUCCACGUGCCCCCUUGGAGAACCGCCGCUUACAUGCACUCCAAAUGGCUCUCCAUCAAUUCUUCCCAAACCCAAAACCACCCACGUGAUCAAAUUACUAAUGAUCAAAUUAGUAAUGAUCAUAAUUUUAUUACUACUAAUAAGUGGGAAUGGGCACCUCCUAAUCCUCUUGUUAAUAAUAAUAACAAAACAAGGGAUUUGGGAGGAGGUGCCUCUGCCUUGUCCACUCAAUUCUCCAACAUGAGCAUCAACUGCUGCUGACAUUUUUUAUUUUUAUUUUGGUUUUCUAAUUAACCUUAGAUUAGAUUUCCUAGUUUUCUUCUUUUUUAUUUUCUCUCUCUCUCUCUCUCUCAAUAAAUAAUCAAUAUGUUUGCUAAUUAGGGUAUUUUACUACAUUAUUAAAAUGUUAGUUUGUUUGUAUGGAGGGGUUGUUGAAUGAAUCCGUCGUUAUUUUUGGGCA
This is a messenger RNA of Morus notabilis, 1165 nucleotides long. RefSeq lists its product as uncharacterized. Bases 112 to 966 code for a protein of 284 amino acids. NCBI's taxonomy places the organism in Eukaryota, Viridiplantae, Streptophyta, Magnoliopsida, Rosales, Moraceae. The transcript has 3 exons. The record is from RefSeq and is a predicted model, not a curated record.